Messenger RNA from Cynoglossus semilaevis (tongue sole), 1918 nucleotides. RefSeq names its product docking protein 4 (gene dok4). The annotation marks the transcript as partial. NCBI's taxonomy places the organism in Eukaryota, Metazoa, Chordata, Actinopteri, Pleuronectiformes, Cynoglossidae. The record is from RefSeq and is a predicted model, not a curated record. Gene Ontology annotation, cellular component: cytoplasm. The transcript is spliced from 9 exons. Gene Ontology annotation, biological process: cell surface receptor protein tyrosine kinase signaling pathway.
UUGUCUGAUUCAUGAACAGCUCAGGUGUGCAGUGUAUAUUUCAGAAACCGAUUUAAAUCGUUCGAAUUCAGCUCCAGAGUAUGCAAUAAUAUCGAAAAUAAUGUGGAAUUUGAACAUUUCAAGCAGUAAAACUUAAACCGGUUUAAGAGUUGGUCUUUCGAUUAAUUGCGGUUGUUUCUUCUGAGUAUUACGGUAGUGGGCGGCACGUAAAGACGCGUGGACGCUGGACUGGGCGUGUCCUCUCUUUGUGAGUGUUUGUGUGCGGAACUCCUUCAGACUGACUGAACCUCCUGCUCCUGCUCCUUCUCCGGGUCCAGCGCCGGCUCAGACACACAGACAGACGCGGCUGGAGGCAGGGGGAGAGAAGGGGAGAAGAGUGGGUGGGUCACCGCUCUGUGAACCGCAUCCCCGCUGCUGCUGCUGCGCACCAAACGAGAACCAGCCACGAUACAGCUGGAUUUACCCGCGUCUGCUGCAUCUCCAGGGGACAAGAAAGUGGAAGAAAACCAGCCUCCACAGCAGGAGCCUGAGCAGCGGAGGGCUGAGCCGGCGAAGGCGGGAGGAACAGGUUUUGAGUCCGGGCAGCGGGGGUUCGCUCUGCCGCUGCGCUGAAGCUCAGUGACCGAGACAGCUGUCAACCUGCAGAAAUGCCACACAAGAAGAAGACAGAAGACUGAACCAAAGAACACGUCCGAGGAGCAGCAGAAGUGGAGUAAAGGACGGAAUAGUCAACAAAGGAGAAAUCCAGGGAAACAGAAGGAGCGGCAAAAAUGUAAGGACGUUUAUUCUGAAGGACCAGAAACAGAGUUCAGAUUGACACAGACAGACUACACACAAGGCACAAAAAGGCAAAGACCUGGCCGAGGCAGGAAAGGAUCUGGAUGGUCUCCACAACCCCAGUCAGCUGGUCACUCAUCCUCCUAAGAUGGCUACCAACUUCAACGACAUCGUUAAGCAGGGCUACGUUCGCAUGCGCAGCCGCAAGCUUGGGAUCUAUCGGCGCUGUUGGCUGGUGUUUAAAAAGUCAUCCAGUAAAGGACCGCGUCGCUUGGAGAAAUAUCCCGACGAGAAGACCGCCUACGUCAGAGCCAGUCCGAAGGUGAGACACGGAGAUAACGUGAGGAGCGUCACACGGCUGCCUCGUGACACCAAGAGACAAGCCGUGGCCAUUGUGUUCACGGACGACACGUCACGCACCUUCACGUGUGAAUCAGAGCUGGAGGCAGAAGAUUGGUUCAAGACCUUGUCAAUCGAGUGUCUGGGGACCAGACUUAAUGACAUCAGUAUGGGGGAGCCCGACCUGCUGGCUGCAGGAGUCCAGUGUGAGCACACAGAGCGUUUCAACGUAUUCCUCCUCCCUUGUCCCAACCUGGACAUCUACGGAGAGUGUAUGAUGCAGAUCACCCAUGAAAACAUUUACCUGUGGGACAUUCACAACCCUCGCACUAAACUGGUCACGUGGCCGCUCUGCUCUCUGAGGCGCUACGGACGCGAUGCUACACGAUUUACCUUUGAAGCUGGAAGGAUGUGUGACAGUGGUGAAGGACUCUACACCUUCCAGACCAGAGAAGGAGAGCAGAUCUACCAGAGGGUCCACUCCUCCACACUGGCCAUUGCAGAGCAGCACAAGAAAGUCCUGCUGGAGAUGGAGAAAAAUCACAGAUUGAUGUCUAAGAGCUCAGAGUCUGGAUCCUACCCCUGCACACCCACAGCCAUACUGCCCCGAUCAGCUUACUGGCACCACAUCACUGGAAACCAGAACAGCAUGGACCACGGUUCUGGAUCAGAAGACGACCUUCUCUCCACCUGUCUGCCUCCUGACCGCCAUGACACGCUGCCUCUGGCCAACACACACGAACGCUCCCUGCCACAUCUACACACCAACUCUCUCGCACAUUAUUCCACCUACCCUGGACUG